GCGGGGCCAGGGCCUCCCCGCAGCCCUUUAUGAGGGGUGCCCGACCGGUCCUCCCCGUCCCCGGCCAGCUACAGCCCCGCGGGCGCCCGCACGGCAGCAAGCUCCAUCCAGCCUGGCCCAAGGAUGGAGUCACUCCCUGAAGCAGUCCUGAUCAGAAUCCUGGCUUCCAUCCCUGCGGUGGAGCUGGUGCUGGCGUGCCGCCUGGUCUGCUGCCACUGGAAGAACCUGGUCGAUGGAGCUGCCGUUUGGAUCCUGAAGUGUCAGCAGGAAGGCCUUGCUGGAGCAGAGGCACAGAAUGACACAGAGAACUGGCAAAACUUCUACUUUCUGAGUAAGAAAAGGAAGAAUCUCAUCAAGAACCCAUGUGGUGAAGAAGACUUGCAGCACUGGGGAGAGGUAGAGAAUGGAGGUGAUGGCUGGAAAAUCGAAGAGCUUCCUGGGGACUUUGGAAAAGAAUUCCCUAGUGAAGAAGUCCAUAAAUACUUUGUUACAUCUUAUGAGUGGUGCCGAAAGGCUCAGGUCAUUGACCUAAGGGCUGAGGGCUACUGGGAGGAGCUGAUGGAUACAACCCAGCCUAAAGUUGUGGUAAAAGACUGGUACGCAGGACGCAGUGACGCCGGCUGCCUCUAUGAACUCUGUGUGAAGCUGCUGUCAGAGAAUGAGGAUGUUCUGGCUGAGUACAAAAGUGAGACUAUUUCCAUCCCACAGGAUAAUGAUGCCAGCUGGACUGAGAUCUCCCACACCUUUGCCAACUACGGGCCUGGGGUCCGCUUUGUCCGCUUUGAGCACGGUGGCCAAGACACUCUGUUCUGGAAGGGCUGGUAUGGUGUCCGUGUUACCAACAGCAGCGUGACAGUGGAGCCAUAGCCCUGGCUGGCCUGGGGCCUGCAUGCUGGAGCUGACUUCCCUCAGGGCAUCCCAUGGCCUUUGGAUGUUUUCUGCAUGGUGCUGCUUCUGGGCUGUAGAGCAUACAACCUUUCUGCCAGUGAAUGUGCCUGCAAGAUGCCUGGGGCCACCACCCAUCUCGCCUCAAGAGGACUAUGCAAAGGAUGGGACUAGAUCUGUGAAUGCACCACAGGAGACUCAGCCUCGCUGCUUGCACUGGUGUUACCUGACAGACAUGAGAUCACCUGAAAAUCCUGCAGACCUUACUUCUGAGCCACUAACCCCUAGCACUCAGCCCAAGCUAGACACUCCUCCUGCCUGCUUCCCAGGCUUAGGCACCCCUUAACUUUUAAGGGUAUUUUGGACAUAUUUUCUGGAAGUUAGAGUGGAAAAAAAGGAGGAAAGAAAAGCAUAGACCUUGUGUCUGAGGACAGGGGAGACGCAGAGCCCUGUCACAUCUCUGUCACCAACUGCUUCCAUGACCUGCAGUGACAAUCUUAGCUUCUCCCAUUUAUAAACAACAGAUGUUAUUGCUUGCCUCACAGAAGCUCUAGCUUGGCCACCAAGUGCUAUUCUGACUCCCCAGUUAAUUUUUAGUGACGAUAAUGCACAGCAAUAGGAAUCAGAUCCUUUUACGCUGUUCCCAGCACCCAUUUAUCAAGGAGAGUACUGGGAACUGAAACCUCUCUGGUAUCCAACCCUGAGACUUCAUUUGCCUUCCUCAGACAGACAGCAACUGAGAAUAAUUGCUGGGAGAGUAGGACUUAAGGAAACGGGUUAGAAGCAAACUGGGGAGGGGGUCCAGGAACAAAUGAAAACGAGCUCCUUCCUGGCCUCUGCAUGCUUCAAUACAGCACGCACCCUGGUUAUCCAGUAUGACUCUUGGCAAGCAGAUGUUCUUCACACAGAAAGCUACCAUUAGCCCCACUUGGUUGCAGUUCUUCUACUAACAGUGUCUGCAAAAAGUACCUGUCUGCCUCCACUCCACAUGCUCACUGACAAAGCAGCACUUUGUACAUGCUCCCACUAGUGCCUCUUGGUGUCACUCAGGGCUGUGAGCCACCAUUCUGGACACAGGCACUUGAGCUUCCCCAAGCCAAGCCUGUCCCAGCUAGUCAGUCCUCUCCAAAGAGCAUCCCCUUUGUAGAGCUGGUGUUGCAUAAAGACAGAUGGUCACACAACUGUGAGUGCCUGUCUGUCUUCCCUUCCUGGGCUGCCAGGGCAUACAUACUUGAAUGGCACCUUGCAUCAAAGUGCACUGUUGAGGUGCAGUGUAGCCAAAGAGGACAGCUCUGAGCUGGGCACUGGUGCAUGCUCUGCUUCACUGGCCUUGCUGCACCUGGGUGCCUGGGGCACCCUGGCCUUCCAAACCACAGCUGUGCCAAGCCAGACUGCAGGCAAACACAAUAAAAUGACACAAUUGUGUGUGGAUCCUCC
This is a messenger RNA of Apus apus (common swift), 2322 nucleotides long. Its product is annotated as F-box only protein 2-like. Gene Ontology annotation, cellular component: cytoplasm; SCF ubiquitin ligase complex. The transcript has 6 exons. Gene Ontology annotation, biological process: SCF-dependent proteasomal ubiquitin-dependent protein catabolic process; glycoprotein catabolic process. NCBI's taxonomy places the organism in Eukaryota, Metazoa, Chordata, Aves, Apodiformes, Apodidae. The coding region runs from base 124 to 867 and encodes 247 amino acids. The record is from RefSeq and is a predicted model, not a curated record. Gene Ontology annotation, molecular function: ubiquitin protein ligase activity; protein binding.